CGUUUUCUGGUUCGUUUCGUGGGUUCGUCCAUUGUAUGCGAUUUUUAUACUUAUGUAGUACCUAAAUAUUAAUUAAAUUAACAUUUCGUCUAUUAAUAUUUAUUGCACUUAUUUUGGGUUGUAUAAUAAGAAGUUAUUGUUUCAACUGCUGAUUUUUUUAAUUUAAUGUGACUGUAUUUUGUUCGUGACUUCAAAGAAACAAUAUGAAGGGUGUUGGGACACCCACGGUUUAUCGGUCUAGAAAAGACAUCGAUCGCCAUGUGGAAGAGCAAUUCAACAAACUUAACAACGAACACGAGGUAAUUAUUAUUGUUUUUCUUUUGCAUUGAUUAAUUGUCAAAUUUUCUAAUAAAUAACCAAACUACCUAGUGUAUUUAAUGCAUUAAUCAUAUAAAUCAAAAUUGUCCUUUAAAUUGGUUAUUUUAUGUCAAGGAAAGAGGGAUUUCACACCCGGUGAAAUACAGAGUGAAAUCCAAAAGUAUGAAACGGAUGUAGUUCAGCUUUCAAGCAAUUCUUUUCAAUAUGAUGAUCUAUGAAAACGUUCUUUCAUAAAAAGUUGGACGUUAAGGUCAAAAACUUCAAAAUGUUAGAAGUUACCUAAAAUAUUUUUUAAAUGUUUUAAAAUUGUUCACAUUCAACGUUUUAGUUAAAAAAAUUACCUUUUGUACUCAUUUUUUUAUAUUGUGAAUAAACAACACAAAAUUUAAUUAUGAAGUUAUUUUAAACAUUUGCUUAUAAAAAUAACUCAAAAUUUACUUUUUGGACUUUUCAUUUUUGAUAAAAAAACAAUAAGUUUUUGGUCACAAAAUUCUGGCAUUUUAUAUUUUGAAAGUUAUACCCAAAAAUUGAUAAUUAUGAACAAUAAAUAAUAUGAAAAAUUAAAAACAAGAAAUUAGGUUUUCAAUAAGUACUCUGAGAUUAUUUCACUGGUUUAUAUAUCCUAAUUUAUAUUGAAUUUAUAAAGCUUAAAAAACUUAAAUAAACUUUAAUUUGUUAGGCAAAACUUAAUAAAAUAUAUAUCUGUAUUCAUACAUUUUUGUUUUAGAUAGUUUAUAAUUAUAACCUAUUCCUUUAAACCCAAAAAUAUGAAUGAGUUAAUUUCACCUAAAACUUCUUUUUGUAGUAAAUAUAUAGAUAAAAAAUGUAUGUAUAGAAAUAUAAAGUUAAUGAAUGAAUGAAUACAUCGCCUGGAGUAUUAUGAUUUAUAUAUUAUACAAUAAUAUAUCAUAAUACUUCAGGCUACGCAUUCAUUCAUUUAUUUACUUUUAUUUAUAUAUUUAUUUACAUGUACCUAUUAACCAUUUUAAAUACUGAAUGAAAAAGUCAAUUUUGAGUAAGUUACUUUUAUAAGCAAAUAUUUGAAAUUACUUCAUACUUAAGUUUUACAUGGUUUAUUCACUAUAAUUAAAAUGUAGGUAUGAUAGGUAAUUUCUAAUUCCACUAAAAUAUUGCUAAUGAAUUCAGAGGUUUUUUUUUUAACUUGUUAAAUGUAAAUUUUUGGUAUUUUAAACAAAAUACUUAACAUUAUUUUUGGAAAAAUAUUUUUAAUUUUAAAAUCCAAAGUUUCAUUUUAAUGUACAUAUAUGAAUCACGCUAGAAAACACUUUAAAAAAAAAAAUUAUCAACUAUCGCUUGGGAGCUAAACUUACAUUUAUGCCAAAAAUAUUAAGCAAAAUUCAUUUGAAAUUGGAAAUCAUGUAAUAUUUUUUUACAGUGUUUAGUCACUAUCUUGUUAAUUACAGUAAUAAAACUAUACAUGUGUUAUUUGAAAAAUGUAUAUGUGGGCAGCAUAUCAAUUUACCUAAUACCUGCAGUAAUAUUUUUGUAUAUAAUUUUAUGGUUGUUAUAUUACAUUCCAUAUGUUUGGAGCGUAUUGUCAUUCGAAUUUUUUUUAAAAAUUGUAGUAUCCGAACUUUCGCUUGUCUGAAUUAGGUGUGGUCCCAAUUAGUUGAGGUUAUCUGUAACACCUACAUACUAGCAUGCCAUCUACUUAUGUGAUUUAUAAAGUAUAUUUGGGCAAUAAUAAUAACAAUAAUAUGUAUAUUUUUAAACAAAUAUCAAUGUAUAAUAAUUUUUAUAUUUAUAAUAUUUGUCAAUAUCAAUUAUAAUAUAAGUGAACCUGUGCUGAUACUAAUACCUAAUAGUUUUGUUCUUUUGCAAUUAUAGAAAAAGCUGAAAGGAUUAGCGAUUGCUCGUAUGUACUUUAAAGUUUUUGAGUAUGAAUUGGCUAAGCAAUAUGUUACCACUUUUUUGAGUGUGAAUGCAAAUUCACCCGAAGGUCGACGUUUACUUGGUCAUUGUUAUGACAAACUUGGUAAUAAAGAAAAAGCAGUUGCUGAGUACCAAAAAUCAUUGGUUUCGUCACCUAACCAACCGGAACUUCUAUUAUCAUGUUCGUAAUAAAAAAAAAAAAAAAAUUAUAAUUUUUUAUAUUAUUUACUAAGUACCUAGCACUUAAACAUUAAGUAAAUAUUUGCUUUAUAACACUAUUUAGGUUGCGAGUUAAUGAUUGAUCCAUCAGUUAAAUUGAUUAUACCACAAGCUGAACAGAUUUGUAAACAGACAGAAGAUUUAUAUCCUUAUCAUCCUAUAGUUUAUCAAUUAAAGGAGCGAUUAUUAACAUUAAAUGGAAAUUGUGAUCCUUCUAAAGUAGAAAAGUUACUUAAUGGUAUGUGUUUAUAGCUAAACUAAAAGAAUGAACAAGAAAUUAUAUUAAUUUAAUUUGUUUUCCAGCUGAAAUAUCUAAUAGGCCAGAUGAUAUGGACCUCAGAAUAAAACAGUUAAACUUAUUUGAAAGUUCAGGAAGAAUAUCUGAAGCAUAUGAAUAUGCAAUUAAUAUAGAAAAGACUUCAAAGAUCCAAAAAGACAAUAUUGCAUGGUAUGAGGCUGUUUCCAAAAUAUGUGAAGUAAGUUGUUAAUUUUAAUUAUUUGUUUAAUUUUAUUAAAUAAACAUUUUAUUAACAGGCAUAUGAAAGUUCAAAUUCGGCACUAAAUUGGGAAUUUUAUUUAAGAGUACUACCCAUUUACGAACAUACAGCUUCUUUACUAACUAUAGAAACAAAGUCAAGCAAGCAAAAAAGUGUAUCUGACUGCUAUACAGUUCUAUUUAGGUACCAACAUGCUUAAAUAAUUUACUACUAAAAUAUAUAAAUUAAUUGUUUUUUUUUUUAAAUUUUAGACUUGACCAGGCCCUAUAUAAAGCUAUUCAAUUAUCAUCUCCUCAAACAGAGUUUUAUCGUAGUCUAAUACAACAUAUGUCCAAUCAGUUUUAUUUUCAUUUAGCUACUGUUAUUAUGAAAUCUGCCAAAAAAGUAAUUUAAAUUUUGUAAUGUAUGUAAUGUGUUAUUUACUUUUUUGUAUUUUCUUUCAGGAAAAUUCAAUAUCUUGGUUUAAAAGUAAUCAAUUGUCAGCACCAUUAUUUCUUAUGUCUUUGGCGCCUCCAAUUGAUAAACAAGCAUUUGAAAGUUUUACUAGUAAAGACUUUAGCUUAGAACAAAAGUCAAAUGUUGCAUUAUGGGAAUUGGAGGGAACCCGAAGAAUAAUUGAAAGUGGAUUUGUUUUACGAGCUAUGAUGGCAAAAGAAGAUUCAAAUUUUAUUGAGAAUGUUAGGCUAUUGUGCAUCACCAACUGGAAGAUGAUCAACUAUAAAGUAUUUACAUUUAUUUUAUUAAUUUAAUGUAUUCAUAUUUUUUUUAUCAUUAGUUUGAAAUAUCCAUAGAAGUAUAUGUGUAUUUAUGUACAGAGCCUACACUCAGGGUGCUUGCUCUAAGGGACGCCAACGAUAAUUUUACUAGGUUAAUUAGGAGGGAACGCAAAGAAAUGGUUUUGUCUAGGGUGCCAAUAUGUUUAGUGCACCGUAUAUAUAUAUAUUAAAAUGUGUGAACAUUUAAAAUUCGAUUGAGAUUUUUCUGGUGGUCUAUACCAGGGGUCAGGAACCUUUUCGUGUAAAUAAGCCAUUUUUAAUAAAAUUGUAAAAUCGUGAAUUUGAAAGAGCCAUGGUAAUGGUUAAAAAAAAAAAAAAAAAAAAAAGGUAUAUGAUUUUUCUGGUAAAAAAAACAUUGUCAGUGAUAGAAGUGGGGAAAGUAGGAUACAUAACGUUAUUUCAUUUAUACCUGUAAGCAAUGAUAAACCAUUACUUGAUAAAAGAUGAUUCUGAGAUCAUUUCAGUGAUACAUAAUUUGAAAUGUCAUAAUUUUUUUUUUGCGAUUUUCAUUUAAAUUUGAAAUGCUAGUCCGAUGAUUUUGGAAAUUUUAUCAUCUAUGUAAGUCUAAUAUAUGUAUCAUACCAAGUUUCAAGUCUAUGUGCAUUUAUAACUAAAUUACACUAAAAAACUCCCAAAAAUUUAAAUGCUUUAAAAGUUUUGGUGAGAAAGUAAAUAAAUAAAAAAAAAAAAAAAGGUAUAUGAUUUUUCUGGUAAAAAAAACAUUGUCAGUGAUUUUAUACAAAUAAUAAAAACCGUGAAAUUGUAUGUUUCCCUAUAUUUUUUCUCACUUGAGUGCUUUUAUUUAAAAAAUGGUGUCAAAAAUCAAAAAAUGACAUCUUCAAGUACAGUCUUAACAACUUGAACUUUCAGAAAUGUUGUUAUGCGUAAAAAUCUGAGCACGUUUUUUUAACAUUUUCACAUACUUGAACAAAGAAAGAAAGAACGAAAAAGAAGAAAUAAACAGCAUUGUAAAACCAAUGUUCACCAAAUAGUUCACUUGCUACACUCUGAAUCUAUAAAUACCAUAAUACAAAAAAUUACCAACAUCUUUUACUAAGCAAUUUCAUUUGAAAUUGGCAGGCAUUAAUAACAUGAUAAUAAGUUUUAAAUUUUGAUACAUUUUCUAGAGGCACAGAUAGUAUGUUAAGGGCAUGCAUUAACCACAGGUCUGACUAAAUAUUAAAAUUUUAGAAACGUGUUUUGGGAAGAAUUAGUUACUGUUUUAAACAAAAUACCUUAGAGUAUUUAAACUCUUAAGUCCACAAUUUCAAAAUAUCUAUUAUAUAAUAUAUUAUAUAUUUUAAAGUUAAAAAAACAUAUUGGAAAAAAAUUUUCAGAAACUUGAUUUAAAAACUUGUUUAAAUUUGUUCUAUCUAAUUAAGUCAAAUUAUAUGAUUGUUAUAUGCCAUGUGCAUAUUUUAAUGCAACAUAUGUGGAAAUUCUAUGUAAAUAAUGUAUCACUUUAUAAUUUUUGUUUUUUGUUCUAGAAAAUAUUUAAUGGGCCAGAAUAUGCUCAAGGAAUACCAUCAUCAUUUUUUAUUCAUUAUUCAACCGAUAAAUUAAUUUACAAUAUCCCAGAGCUAAUUCAGUAUGCUUUACCAAAACAUGGUAAGUACACAUGUUCAAUACUAAUACUAAAAUAAUAAAAUCAUAUUUUUUUUUUUUUAGUUUUGUCAUUUGAGAUAAGUAAGCCUGGAUCUUUACAUCAUUUGGUUUGGUACGGAAUACAGCUUUUAGAGGGUGAAAAUAAAAAACAUGGCAUACGAUUAACUAAGGAUACUGUAUUCCCAGUUGGGUUUGGUUGCAAAAGUUUUAAUGAACUACCGUUAGCUACUAAUUCAUUAUCGUCUUCCAAUAUUGAGUCUAUAAGUCAAAUAGAUAUGAAUACAUUUUUGUAUGCUACAGGUAUCAAUAAUUUUAUAUUUGAAUAAAAGUGUUGAAUUUUACAUUUCUCAAAUGAAAAAAUACAUGUUUUGUCUUCUUAUUAAAUAUAAUUUCAAAUCAAUUAGGCAUUUUUAUUUUUUUUAAUUGCUUUCCUGUAUGUAUUCUAAAAAAAAAAAAAUUAUAUAUAUAUGUAUAAGAAAUAUUCCACUUAAAACUUAACAUUAGUUUUAUAUAUAAACACCAAGAAAUCUUGAUAGGUAUUUUUUUAGAUUAUUACAAUUUUUGGUAUUAAAGUUUUAUUUCUAUGAUAUUGAAGAAAUGUAUACUAUCACAAUAUUUAUUAGUCUUAAUUUUAAUGAAAUUUAAAAUAUUUAUAUUAAAUUCUUAUUGUAUUGAGAUUUUAAUUUUAUCCAUAGCCCCUUUAUGUUUUGGCUGCAUCUCUGGGUCGAUAAAUUUUUUUGAGUGGUUAGCCGAUUAGUGAAAAUAUCUAUCAAAUCAAUAAUAUCACAAACUACACUAAAAGUACUUAUACUGUUCUAUAACAUUUUAAAUAUAUAGAGUAAAAAAAAAAAUAAAUAAAUAUGAGAAUUUUUUCCCAUUAGUCAAUAGUAAAAAGUUUUUUUUUCCUGCCCAAUUUUAAUGUUUAGGCUAGUUAUUUUAGCUUUUUUAUUUAAGUGAUUUAACUAUUUAUAAUAGUAUAAAUAAAGUAUCAAAACAAGUGAAUUUUUCAUGUAGGACGAAUUUAUAGUGGUAUGUUUUUACAUUUUAAUUUUUUAUUUAGUUUUGAGUGUUGCUUCAUUUCUUGAUAAUCAAUCUCAAAGAAGUGAUCCCAAAGCACCACAGACAUUUCCAUCUAAUAUAACAGAUCAGUUGACUACAUCAGAACAAGAAAAUUGGUAAAAUAUUUUUCAUUCAAUUUUCUUCAAUAUUUUUAAAUAAAUUUAAAACCAAAUACACAAUAUUUAAAAAGUAAUAUAAAUAUUAUUAUUAACGAAUGUAUAUAAAUUUUUUUUUAGGUGGAAUUCAAUGUAUAAGAUUUAUUCUAAAAAUGUUGAUAUCAAACAUGUGUCACAAUUAAGAAAGGCUGCAACCCAAGGAUUGGAGGCUGUUCGUUUGAUAGGAAAUCAUGGGAUUGAUGUACAAUUAAUGGUGUAUUUGGCUAAAAACUUUACUAGUCAGGUAAUAAAUUAAUAGAAUUCUCAUUGUCCGACCACUGAGUUACCUAACUUUAACACUAGUUCCGCUGGAAUUGAAUGGUCCAACUUGCCGAGAUAGGAAAGUUGGUGAAGCAGCUGUGUGAUUGAGUGCAGCGCGUGAGGGCCGUGUUUACUGCUUAAGAUUCUUCUCUGUGACAUGCUUAAACAAUUCCAGUCUAUUUUCUCUUAUUUUGCCUAUUAUCAAAGCCACGUCUGAGUUACCUUUUAUUAAUGUAUCCUUUAUAAUAUAUAUUUUCUCCUCACUUCACUUGUCCAUCGAAGUAUUCUUAUCUCUACUACACUAAUUUUCUGUCUAUUGUCUAACACAAUAUAGUCAGGCUCAUCAUACUUUUUUAGAACUUAAAGUCUCUCAUUGGAAUUCUUUUGUCACAUAAAAUACCUGAUGCUUGUCUCUACUUUAUCCAAACUGCCUUGUCUUAUUUCUUCACCAAAUGCAUAAUAUGUUUUUUACUUAUAAUUAUUUUUAUUUAUUUUUCUUCAAAUAAUAGUGUACUACUCCAUUCCUCAAGCCCCUAUUCUCUACUUUUAUUUGUUGAAUGUUCCAACAUUCAAUGUACCUACUUUAUACUUUUCUUGUAUUACGGUAAUGUCCCUACACCAGGGGCCGGCAACCUUUUUUGAUGGAAGAGGCAAAAGUUACAAUAUACAAAAUUUUCCAAAUUUUAAAGAGCCACUAAAAAUGUUCUCAAGUUUUUAAAUAUAAUUUUAUUUUUAAAUUUUAAUAGACAUUAAAAUAAUAAAAUUAAUUAUAAUAAUAUAAUAAAUUUAUAAUAAAAAAAACAGUUUUUAGUAAUAGGGAAAUACAUUAAUGGGAGCAUUGGCUUUGCAUGUCUUUUGAAAGUUCUUUUAAAUUAGGCUCAUAACUUGUUUUAAGUUUCAAGCAUGACUCUAGAUUUUUAUUUGUUAGUUGGCUUCUUACUUUAUUCUUUAUUGUAUUCAUGCUAGAGAACGCUUGCUUCCAUGAAUAUGUUGACCCAAAAAUUGCCAUCAGUCCAACUUUUUCACCUCACUGUAGCAUUCUGGAAGACUUCCAUGCGUCAAAUAUAAAUUCCGUAUUUUGGCGUAUGACUAAUUAGUUGUAGAUAGCACCGCGAUUAUAUUAGACUCUAUAAUAAACAUUUUAUAACGAUAGACUGUACUCCAUGCGGGCACUAUCACAUUAUUUUUGUUAUAUAUUAUUUCAUAUUUUCAAAAGCAACAAAAAUAAUAUACUUUUUUUUAUAUUAUAAAAUAUUGUUUUUGAACUAAAUUAUUAAUUUUUGUGUGUGUAGCUGGAGAGCUGCUACUUUAGACUGAAAGAGCCACAUGUGGCUCACGGGCCGCAGGUUGCCGACCCCUGCCCCAAACCGUUAGCACCCAUUAGAGUUGGAAAGGCCUGCAUGCAUGGUGGAACAGUUACCGCACUUGUUAUUCAACCGGUAUCACACACUUCAUCAUUCAGGCCUCCUCUUGUGGCGUUAAUUCCUCUAACUUGUCUCCAAGUAUAACCAAGAUUGGACAAUAUGUUAAAGUUUUAUUUAAAACUCCUCAUAUUCUUUGACAGAAUUUUACAGUGGCUAUUGACCUGAUUAUCCCUAUUUGUUGUCUCUUACGACAAGUAGGUACCGUGAAAGGAUUCUGAUCCCCUUCCACAGGGAAAUAAAAAUCAUUUUUAAAACAGCCAACCUUUAUCUGUAUAUAUUUUUAUAUUUUUUUUGUUACAAUUUUUCUUGGGGAAAUAACUUAUUUUUUCAAUUCCUAGGGAUAUAACUUGAUUUCAUAAAAAAUUUUCUACCAAGUUAUUACGUUAGAAUAAUUAUCUAUACUUGUGAUUAUGAAGUUUUUAAAAGUUAUUUUAUGCUACUACUUUUUAUACACAAUUUAACUUUACUUAUUUUAAUUUUAAGGCUAACAAAAUAAUGGAUAACUUCCUCUUAAAAAGCGGACUAGAAAAAAGAGCUGUACUUUAUUGGGGAAUGGCUAUACAGUUACUGGAACGCAUUUCUCAAAGUGGAGUUGAACACAAGUCAAAAAAUUCUCUAUUUGAAUUUUACAGGUAAUUUUAGUAUAGCAAUUGCUUUGUAAUGCAUUAAUAUUAAUAUGUUAUGAUGUACAAAUCAUUUUUCAAUUUAGAAAAAGUUUGACUCAAGAAGAAAUCAAAGAACUUUUAGAAGAAGGUAGAUUUUAUUUAGCUUGUCAGUUAAUGAACAAUGAACAAAAUGAAGAAGCAAUUGAAGCAUUUAGUAAAUUACAUACACCAUAUGCAUCUUUUUAUCAAGCAAUGGUUGGUAUAAGUUAAUAUUAAUGGGAACAUAAUUUUUUUUUUUUUGAUAUGUGAAUAAUUAAAGAAUACAUUAUAUAUAAAUAAUUUUUUGUAGAUUUUUAAAAAAAUGAUAAGAUUGGAAGCUGAAACAUCUUCUGAUCAUACAUUAUCUGAAUCAAAUAAUUUGUUAUUGACCAAAGUUAAGGAAUUGUUAAAUGUUACAAAAGAACGUAUAAAAAAUAAUCUUCAACAUCCACUACAUUCAAAACUUAAGGAAGAAAUGUUUGAUUUAAAAGAAGAAUCUGAUUUUAAUGGGACAUCAAUUAAUCGUCAGUAUUUAUUUAUUUUCAUAAGGUUGUUGUAACUUUAAUGUUUUUUACUUUUUUAUAGAAUCUAAUUCAGAUUUAUUAUCUGGAGAGAAUGGAGGUUUAGAGAAUAUGUCUGGAAGAUUAUUGUAUAAAAGAUUUAGUGACCGUUCUUUUCAUAAUACAACUAGUACUCCUGUAAAAUCUCAGCAUAACUCGGUAUAUGCACAUGUUUUUAAAGUAUAUAGGGAAUAUUUAAUUAUUCAAUUUUUUUUUUUAUUACUUUUUAGAAUCAAAAAAUUGUAGAUGAUGAAGUUGAUGCCAAAGUGUUAAGUGAAUUAAAAAUAGCUAUACAAUCACAGAAUGUACAAUGCCAAACUUUGGGAUUACAGUAUUAUAAUAUGAUUGAGACAUUAAGGACAAUGUCUGAAAAAGUCGAUAAAUUAAUAGAUAAUUUUAAUAAUACAAAAAAUACAAUUUUUGAAAAAAUUGAUGUAUUAUCUCAUAAUUUUCCUACCCAGAAUUUUUCUGUUGAUGAUUCUAAGAUAAUUGAACGUAUCAAUAGGUUGGAAGAAAAUUUAACAGAGAAGAUUAAUGUGAUGCAUGAAAUUAUAAGAGCAAGACCAGAUGAUUUGUAUGAUGUUUAUCAAGAAAAUGAUGGGAGCUUAGACAAAAUUACUUAUGAUCAAGCGUCAUGUAUACAAAAUGCAUUUGAUAACCCUACUCAGUUGUCUUCGACUCUUGGGUUUCCACCAGCUCAACUUCCAUUUUCAUCCAGCUUACCUUUCCAGUCAUUAGGAUUAUUUAAUCAUCUAACUCAAUCAAAUCCAUUGCCUGUGUAUUCAAUGGCGCCUAAUCCAAAUGUUAACAUUACACUGUCUGAUACUUUACCAACUGGCCCACCAGUGCCCCAACCACCACUUAGCGUAAUUAUACCAACACACCAUAUUCUUAGUAAUAUAUCUACAUCUGAACCGCAAUCAUCUUGCAGUAUUAAAUUCAACAAUCCUCAGAUUGAUAACCAAUCUCAGUCAGUUAGUACUUGUAGUGUGUCUAGUGUUCCUUUUACCACAGCGACAGUUAGUUUACCAAUGAGCAGUGAAACUUUUUCAUUUAAACCUUCUUUAGCCACAUUCAAAGAUAGUUUUGAUGUUUCAUUAAACAAGUCUAGGAACUCUGCAACUGAUGACAGUUAUACUGAAGAGCAUGAUCCUAUACCCGAAUUUCAACCAAUAAUACCAUUACCUGCAAAAAUUGAAGAAGUUACUGGAGAAGAAAAUGACACAAUAUUAUUUGAACGAUGGGCAAAAUUAUAUAAAUAUGUUGAAAAAGAAUGGAAGGAGAAAGGUGUUGGUAUAUUGAAAAUAUUGAAAAAUAAUGACUCAAAUAAAGUGAGAUUAGUAAUGAGACGAGACCAGGUACAUAAGAUCUGUGCUAAUCAUUUCUUAUAUGAAAAUAUGGAAUUAAAAUCUAAAAAUAAUAAAGCGGUUCUUUGGUCAGCUAAUGAUUUUUCAGAUACUGUUCAAAUACAAGUAGAAAGUUUAUGUGCACGUUUUAAAACUGCAGAUGAUUGUGAGGAGUUUAUUCAAGUUUUCAAUGAGAACAAACAACCUUGUUCUCAAAAUAGUUCAUCUGUAAAUGAUUCUAGCGUGGAUAUUUCUAAUGAUUCUAUUGUUGAAGCAAAUAUAAAUUCCUGUUUAACAUUGACUUCAGAAAAUGUAAAAUCACUUAAACACGAAUUGGGUGGAUUUACUUUUAGCACUCCACCUAUUAUAAAUGAAAUAGUUCCACCAAAACAACAAGAAAAGACACCAGAAAAAUCUAAGGGAUUAUUUUCUAGUUUAAGUUUCUCAACACCUGCUGUAGAAACUAGAACACCAGUGAGUUUUACAUGUCUGUUUUCAAAAUCUUCGAUCUCAGAACCUAAAACCGAUGUCAAUAGUAAACAAUCUACUUCAUUCUUUGGGUCUACUGAGAAUACUCCUAAAUCAGGUCUAUCAUCUUCUGGGAAUAUUUCCAAAUUGGGGUUAUUUUCUUCUGAGAAUACUCCUAAAUCAGGAUUAUUUUCUUCUGAUAACACUAAAUCAGGAUUAUUUUCUACUGAUAACACUCCUAAAUCAGGAUUAUUUUCUUCUGAGAACACUAAAUCAGGAUUAUUUUCUACUGAUAACACUCCUAAAUCGAGGUUAUUUUCUUUUGAGAAUACUCCUAAACCAGGAUUAUUUUUUACUGAUAAUACUUCUAAACCAGGAUUAUUUUCUACUGAAAAUACACCUAAAUUGGGGUCAUUUUCCUUUGAGAAUACUCCUAAGUUAACUGAAAAUUCAUUAUUUUCAAAUAACAAAACUGAAGACGAGUUAUCAAUUCUAAAACCCAAACUGGACUUUACAUCUGGAACAUCUGCAACAUCAUACUUUAGUACAUUGGCUAAAAGUUCGCCAAAAAUUGGUUUUGUUAACUCUCCUGAUUUUAAAGGAUUCCCUGGUGCAGGUAGUACAAUUUUUAAUGUCAAAACUAAUCCUUCCCCCCAUGCUGUUAUUAAGUCUCCAGUUGAAAAUGCAAAUGAUUCUUUAAAUCAACAAAAUGAUGAAGCUGAAUUUGUUCCAACAGCAGAGUUCACUCCAGUAAUACCUCUGCCUGAAAAAGUAAAUGUAGUUACUGGUGAGGAAGGACUCAAAGUUGUAUUUGAUGAACGAGCGAAACUUCUUAAAUUUCAUCCAGAUCUAAAAGAAUGGAAAGAAAGAGGUAUUGGCCAGAUGAAAAUUUUAUUCAAUCCAGAUGAUGGUUAUUAUCAAUUGUUAAUGAGAAGAGAAUUGGUAUUUAAAGUUUGCUGCAAUCAAAGGUUAACUGCAGAUUUAAAGCUAAAACCGGUGUAUUCAUCAGACAAGGCUAUGUCGUGGGUGGGUCAAGAUUUCUCUGAUGGUGAAUGUAAAAAAGAAUUGUUUGCUGUUAGAUUUAAAACUGUUGAACAACUUCAUGCAUUUAGAGAUAAAUUUAAUGAAAUAAAGGAGAAAAUUCAAGAAUCGACAAAAGUGUCCAGCAAUUCAGAGGAUAUACAACCUAAAUCAAGUGGUCUACCUGAAUCUAACAAUCUACCUAAAUUAAACGAUCUUGCACAAUUCAAACCUAAACCAGGUUCAUGGACGUGUGAUGCAUGCUAUUUGUCAAAUGAUGCAAGUAAAAUUAAAUGUAUUGCAUGUUGUACAAUAAAACCAGGAGCGGUUGAUGAUCAGACUACUGAAAACAAAGAGGCUACUGCAAGUUUUACAUUUGGACAAUCAUCAUUUUCGUCAAUGUUUAAAUUUGGAGGCACCAUGGCCAACUCGCAGCCAUCUAUUCCAUUUGUAAUGCCUAAAUUUAGUACAUCAACAGAAAUGUCUUUUGGUUCACUUGGCUUAAGAAGCAGUACUAAUACAUUAGGUACUACACAUGAAACUGCAGUUCAAAACAAACCAUUAACGUGGAGAGAAGAAAGUGCUGGCCUAGUGAAGUAUGACUCUGACAAAAGUGAUGCAGGAACAGAUGAAACUGAUGAAAGUGAUGAAUACUAUGAGGAAAUGUAUGUUAAAGAUAAAAAUAACCAAUUCAGUUCUUCAAAUGGUAAUUUGUUUAAUUAAUUUGAAUUUGAUUUUAAAAGUAAAAAUUGUUGCAUACAUGAUUUGCUAAUAAUAUUUUUCUAAUGUUCUUUAAUUGAUUUGCAGUUAAAAUUGAAAAGUCUUCGUUUUUAAAUUCAAAUUUAUCUGUUGCUGAAACUACUUCAAAUUCAAACAAAAAUAAAGGUAAUAAAUGUAGCUCUAUUCAUACUUUUUUUUAAGUAGUUUUAUAAUGUUUAACAAUAAAUAAUAAUUUUUUUUUUUUUUAAGCACCAGAAGCUAUAAAUGAAAAUGCAGUGAAUUCAGAAUCAGAUAGUGAUCUAGGUUAGUUAUAAAUCACAUAAAUAAUUACAGUAUGAACAGAAAAUUUUAUUUUUUAGAUUCUGUAAAAAUUCUUGAAAUUAAACCAUUAAAAGAUGUGAUAUCUCAUGCUGACCAAGGACUAGCUGAGGAUUUAAAACUUCCACUAUCUUUCUUUCUUUACAAGUCAAAAUCUAAGUGUAAAGGAUGUGUCGGAUGUGAAAAUGAUACUGUAAGUUUUUAUCUUUUUUUAAAAUUGUAUAGUUAUUAUUUUGUUCUUAUUUUUUUUAGAAAGAAGACGGAGAAGAAGAAGAAGAUGGACAAGAAGAACAAGAGAUAACUUCUUCUAAGACCGAUAGUGAAAAGGUAAUUUUAUGACAUUGUACAGAUAAAAAUUUAAAAAAAUAUAUAUACAGUGAAUAUAUGAUAUGUUAUGGUUAAUGUUAUAUUUAAAUUUUUUUUGCAUUGGUUUUUUCUUGGUGUUUAAAUUUUCAAGUGAAUUACAAACUAUGGAAAUAUUACAAUAUUAAAAUUAUCAAAUCUGGAUUAGAAAUUAAAAUAUCAAGAAAAAACUUAUGUACAAAUACAAACAACAUGCUUACCCUUAAAUCAGUUUAUAAGCUAAUCGCUCCAAUAUUAAAACAAACAGCACAAAAGAGGUUAAAGUAUUAUUAUAAUGACAUUAACCGUAACAUAAUAUACAUCUGAAUGGAGUACACUAUCAGUCACUGAAUCUUCAUUCUUUAUUAGUUGUACACUAUUUAUAGGAGGGUUAAUUUUUUAAAUGCUUAAAAAAUAAAUGUGUUAAAGGAGAAUGUAUAUGUCUUAUAAACUUUUAUUUUUAAUUUUGAAACUUUUUUCGUUUUGUUCAAAAUAAUAGGUGUUUGUUUUGUCAAUCAAUUAGUUUUACCCCUACCUAUGAUAGAGGACUUAUACUAGUCACUCAACUAAAAACACAAAACAUCGGCAUUUAUGACAUUGAUAAUUUCGUUCUAAUAUUAUCUUGUCACAUAAUGUAACGAGCUUGUUAUUGUACUACUAUGGGCACGUUUUGCUCCUGUCUUUUUGUUAUUUUUAAAUUGUAAUUAAAAUAGGUGUUAAUUAUUAGGUGUUAGGGGUUGUUUCUUGGGAACAACAUAACAGCGUCACGCGAUAAUAUGACAGGGUGUUCUACGAUGAUCUACCAUUUUAAAUAACCUUUGUUCUAUUCAAUAUUUUUUUAAUAACUUAUAUGCCUCUGCGCUACACUUGAUAAAUGAACAUUUUUUUUUUUUUAUAAAUAAAUUUAAAUAGUAAUUUUAUAAAAUAGAUUUUAAGACAAUUUUUAGUGGUUGAAACUUUGGUUAAAGUACGGUCUUUUUAUUUUCUAGUAUUUUUUUUAAAAUUUUUGUAAAUGUUAAUAUAAUCUAUUGUGGUUAAUCUGUUACAAUAUUUAAUCAGUUAUUAUUCAGGGCACAUGCCAAGAAUUUUCUUUUCCAUGAGUUAAUGUCAUGCAGUAAUAUUAUCAUAUUAUAAUUAUUAGAUAGUAUCAGUCAAUCAAUAAUGGUCAUUUAUGUUGAUAAAUAAUAUUUAAAAGAAAUCUUAGGCAAUAAGAGACCAUACUUUAACAUAUUGGUAUUUGUAUUGUGUGAAUUGUAGAAGUCAUUUAUUAGAUUUUUAUUUAAGAAUUUUUGGUAUUUAAUUAAUCAUUUAAAAAAAAUGUAAAAUUUAAUUAUAAUGAUUCAUUUUUUUCAAGUUAAAUGUGGUAGUGUAUUUUAUAUAUAAUAUAUUAUAGGUAAAAUUUAUUUUGUUUAAGGAAAUUGAAAGAGCUAAGGAAGAACAAGAUGAAAUCCCUGUCAGUGUUUUGGAAUCAAAUGAAUCUUCAGCAACAUCAACAAAUACUUUUUCACAAUUUGCUAAUCCUACAUCUUUUCUAUUUGGUGAUAAAUCUACCAGUACAUUUGAAAAAUCUACACCUAAUCCUAUUUUUGGAUCCAAAGCUAUUUUUGGUAGCUUGUCUGUAGAUUCCACUAAAACAGAUGAUACUAAGUCAACAAAUAUUGAUCUUUCUUCAACUAUUACUUCUAACCCACCAAUGUUCGGCUCUUUAUCGAUGCCUACUGGAAUGUUUUCAACUUUAGGAUCAACAGAAACAUCACAGAAUACUGCCCAAAGUUUAUUUUCUAAGACUGAUGACAAUAAAUGCAGAACAGAAACCUUAUUCUCAUUUAGUCCUAAGACUGAAAGUCCAUUCAAAUUUGGGGUAAUGACUAAUAAUGAACCUAAAUUGGUAUUUGGGCAACCUUUGUUUAGUGGUAAUACAAUUAUUCCCCAAGGUAAAAAUAAUAUAAUAAUAUAAUUAUUGAACUUAAAUUAAAACAGCAGAGUUUUUUGAUAAUUUAUUUAUUUAUUUUUUUAUGUUCUUUGUAGUUAAUCCAUGGGCAGGGAAGUUUAGUCUCAAUAAAUCUACUGAUGAAGAGAAACAUAAUGAAAAAAAAGAAGAAAAUGUGGAAGAAAAUGGUGAAGAAGAAGUUGAUAAUAGUCAUGAUCCUCAUUUUGAACCCAUAAUACCACUUCCUGAUGCAAUUGAAGUAUCCACAGGCGAAGAAAAUGAAACAAUAUGUAAUUUUUUCAUACACAAUUUAAAAAAAAAAAAAAAAACAAUAAUUUAUCUUUUACUACAGUAUUCCGGGAACGUUCCAAAUUAUUCCGCAAAGAUGGUGCGGAAUAUAAAGAAAGAGGAAUUGGUGAAAUGAAAAUAUUAUACCAUGCUGAAAGGAAUACAUAUCGUCUGUUGUUUAGAAGAGAAAAGGUAAUUAUCUUUAGAAAUUGAAAUUUGCAAUUUAAUAUUAUGUAUGUAAUAUAUAUAUAUGAAUUUGAUUACUUCUUUACAGGUAUUUAAAGUUGUUUGUAACCAUUUGAUAACAUCGGAUAUAAAGAUGGUGCCAAUGAAGUCUUCAAACAAAGCAUACUGUUGGGCUUGUAUGAACACAACUGAAGAUAGUCCGGAUCCACAGACAGAAUUAUUAGCCAUACGUUUCAAAACUGAAGAAUUGGCUGAUACAUUUAAACAGAUUUUUGAUGAUUGCGUAUCAAAACUUGGCUAAUGAAUAAAAUAUUUUUUUUUUUCAUUAUUUGGACUACCAAAUGUUAUAUUUGUUAUAGUUUAUAGCUAUUUAUAUGAGAUUUUUUUUUUAAUUACAUUUUUUUUUCUUAGUCUUUAAAAGUACACAUUUUAUUAUCCAAAAGGUUUUGAGUAAAAAUUUAUGUCAUAAUUCAGAUAUACAUUGUAUUUUUUUUUAAUUUUUCAAACAAGAUAAUUAUUUUUAAAAAAAUUGUGCACAAAUGAUGCAAUUAAUGUUUUC
This is a messenger RNA of Cinara cedri, 16588 nucleotides long. The record is from the annotation of a GenBank genome assembly. Lineage: Eukaryota; Metazoa; Arthropoda; Insecta; Hemiptera; Aphididae.